This is a messenger RNA of Dermatophagoides farinae (American house dust mite), 865 nucleotides long. Lineage: Eukaryota; Metazoa; Arthropoda; Arachnida; Sarcoptiformes; Pyroglyphidae. The record is from RefSeq and is a predicted model, not a curated record.
AAACACAAACACAAAAACAACAACAACAACAACAACAACAGUGGUUCAUUUCAUCAAUGUUGUUUGUGCAUUACAGGUGAAAACAUUUAACAACAAUAACAUGAUGAUGAUCAAUUCAAUAGUGAAUUUGGAGAUUGUUUUAUUUAGAAAAUUUAUGAAAAAUUUUUACUUUCGUAGAUAUCAUAAUCAUAUAUUUUAUCUAUUCUAUUAUGAUGAAUUGAUUCAACGAAAAUUCAAUGUCCAUCAUGAUGAUGAUGAUGAUGAGGUUGUACGGAUGAAACCUUUCGGUAAAAUUCCAUGGCCAUACAUUCAUAAUCUAUUAUUGGGCAUAAUAAACAUUACGGUCACAUUAGCAUCGAUCAUAUUGAUCAAACAACCAAAAUGGAUUAAUGAUUAUGAUUGUUUUGAUGUAUUAUCAAAAUUAUUUCCAGCUGAUGGUCUAACAUAUCUGAUGACAGCUAUAAUUUUAUGUACAAUAAACACAUUGUUGAAUGCAUUUUAUGCCACAUCAACAAGUUAUGAACAAUUUCAAUUUUUAUUACCAAUUCAAUAUGUUAAAUGGCGUAAUAUGAAUGAACAGGAUUCAAAACAUUAUGAAUGGAUUAGAGAUUGGUCAUUUUUCAUUGCAAGAUAUAAUAUUUUCGAUUGGUCAACUGUUUCUAAUUGCAAUGAUUAUGAUUAUAAUAUUGAAAUCAUUAUGGCGAAUAUCAUUGUUUUGGACAUUAUUCUGGCUAUGCAUUAUGCAUAUAUGGUCAUAUCAUAUAUGUUCAGGAUUCUAUCAUAUUGCAUCAUUCAUAUUCAUUAUGCAAUACUAUCUAAAUCUGCGACAACAAUCAUUCUUGAAAUCGAUACAAAAAUCAUAUGA